Molecule: messenger RNA, 2274 nt
Organism: Gallus gallus (chicken)
Lineage: Eukaryota; Metazoa; Chordata; Aves; Galliformes; Phasianidae
Gene: NEUROD6
Product: neuronal differentiation 6
Exons: 3
Coding region: 319-1332 (337 amino acids)
Biological process (GO): nervous system development; regulation of DNA-templated transcription
Molecular function (GO): protein dimerization activity
Source: RefSeq, a predicted model, not a curated record
UCCUUUACUUCUUCCUACUCUUUUGCAACGUGCUGUUCAACACAACUGCAGUCAAGAAAAUACUCCUAAAGGAUUUCUUCUGGGCUUUCAUUGUGUUUUCAAGGUGUACCUUCAAAACUUAAAAUGCUGCACUGAGAUCUUGGCCAUGCAAACGCUGGAGAACUGUCAAGAAUGUCCUCUGGGAGCCUGUGAUCUGUUUCAGCGGCAACGGCAUCCAUCAAGUUCCAGAUUGCUGCCCUUCCUGGCUGUUACGGAUGCCCUGUGAAUUCUGCUGUCUUUGGUACCCAACAUAAACAGGUAACUUAAGAUUAUAGAACCAUGCUAACACUACCGUUUGAUGAGUCUGUUGUAAUGCCAGAGUCCCAGAUGUGCAGAAAGUUUUCCAGAGAAAGCGAUGACCAAAAGCAAAUAAAGAACCCGGAAAGCUUUUCGAAGCAGAUCAUACUCCGAGGGAAGAAUAUUAAAAGGUCUCCCGGAGAAGAUACAGAGAAAGAGGAAGAAGAGGAGGAGAGGGAGGAGGAGGAUGAGAACGGCUUGCCCAGGAGAAGAGGCCUUCGGAAAAAAAAGACGAGCAAGAUCAGGAUGGAAAGGAUCAAAUUCAGGCGACAAGAAGCCAACGCGCGUGAGAGGAACCGGAUGCACGGCCUUAACGACGCUCUGGACAAUUUAAGGAAAGUGGUCCCUUGCUACUCUAAAACACAAAAACUGUCUAAAAUUGAAACGUUGAGAUUAGCCAAGAACUACAUUUGGGCUCUUUCCGAAAUUCUGCGAAUUGGCAAGAGGCCUGACCUGCUCACCUUUGUCCAGAACUUGUGCAAGGGUCUGUCCCAGCCAACGACAAACUUGGUGGCGGGAUGCCUGCAGCUGAAUGCCCGAAGCUUCCUGAUGGGCCAGGCAGGCGAAGGUGCCCAUCAUGCCCGCUCGCCUUACUCUACCUUCUACCCUCCCUACCACAGCCCUGAGCUCGGCACCCCCCCAGGGCAUGGGACUCUCGACAACUCCAAGUCCAUGAAACCCUACAACUACUGCAGUGCGUAUGAGUCCUUCUACGAGAGUACUUCCCCAGAGUGUGCCAGCCCACAGUUUGAAGGUCCCUUAAGUCCUCCCCCAAUUAACUAUAAUGGGAUAUUUUCCCUGAAGCAAGAAGAAAGCUUGGACUAUGGCAAAAAUUACAAUUACGGCAUGCAUUACUGUGCAGUGCCACCCAGGGGUCCCCUUGGGCAGAGCUCGAUGUUCAGGUUGCCUACAGAGAGCCACUUCCCUUACGACUUACAUCUGCGCAGCCAGUCUCUCACCAUGCAAGAUGAAUUAAAUGCAGUUUUUCAUAAUUAAUGAGGAAAAUGAAAAUAAACAGUGGUCAUUCACCUCCCCAUCUAAUUAAGAGCGAGCAGAUGCUUGGGCACUGCGUAAUUGGCACAACUCUAUUUAACGUGUUUACUAGUUUCUAAAGUGUGUUUCAACUAUUGUGGGGAUUUUCUAUGUAUUAAUAAAUCCCUUUUACGAUAAGCAUUUUUUCUUUCUUUUUUGUUUUGUUUUGGUUUUUUGGGUUUUUUUUUUUGUUUGUUUGGUUUUUUUUGGUCUGUAAACACUGUGAAAUUAUGUUUCCUCCCAGAGGUUAUUUCCCCCCUCCUUUUUUUCUUAUUUCCCUACUUGCUUGAUUUGUUGAGCAGUGUGUCUGAACAGCACCGCCGAAAUAAAAGCAUACACACUGUGUAAAGUUAAUGUCUAUUUUGAUUGUACAGUAAUUAUACAAAUGCAUGUUAUUGAAAUCAGAUGAAUAAAAAUGAUGUAUUUAUAAUUGGUAGAAAUUAUAUAUUAUGUAUUUGAAGGAGAACUGGGUUUAAAAAUAUUCAGAACUUUAAAGAAAUUAUCUCAGAACUGAGAUGGGCUUGCAAUAUGCAGAGGUGAGAGAGCAGCAAUAUUGAAAGCUAUGCAAAAAAAAAAAAAAAAGCAUACGAAAAAAAACAAAACAGAUUUUCUGGUUGUUGUUUUUGGGUAAGCUAACAAAAAAGCAGUGACUGUCACUGAAAUUAUUCAACCUGGCCUUUAGAGUGUUGCUGGCAGGGGCCACAUGCUAAUAUUUUAGAAGAUGUUGUUGAAAUUUUGCCUCAGUUAUUUUGACCAUAUAUAAUCAGCACUUUUUUGUAUUAUUCUGACUUCAGAUGUAAAGGUUUGUUAUAACAAUGUAUAACUGUGGUUUCUCACUACGUAUUUUAAAUGCAAUUAAACAUAGAUGUUUCCACUUUUAAAAUACAUCUAUUAGCUGUGAUGCUG